Molecule: messenger RNA, 1844 nt
Organism: Protopterus annectens (West African lungfish)
Lineage: Eukaryota; Metazoa; Chordata; Ceratodontiformes; Protopteridae
Product: zinc finger protein 124-like
Exons: 6
Coding region: 189-1844 (551 amino acids)
Biological process (GO): negative regulation of transcription by RNA polymerase II
Molecular function (GO): zinc ion binding; DNA-binding transcription repressor activity, RNA polymerase II-specific
Source: RefSeq, a predicted model, not a curated record
UUUCAGUGAUACUAGAUUGUGGACAAAGCUUUGCAGGUCCUUUAUUAGUAGAAUUUGAUAAAAAAACACAAAACCUUUCAGUCUGGCUUUUUGACAGGAACUUCCUACCAAAGGUACACAAAGAAUGAAGUAAAACCUUCGUAUCCAUUGUGUAGAUAAGAGUUUCUGUGAAUCCUGUACUGACUGAAAUGAUUAAAAGAUCCAAAAAACUGGAGCUACGGGAUCUAAACCAGGAAGCAGACUGCAGGGAGAAAGCAGAGAUGCUAAAACUGUGUGUUACAAAUGUGGAAACAGAGCAGUGCUGUGGGGAACACAGACGGCAACUGGAGUUGUUCUGUCAGGAGGAUGAGACCUUUAUCUGUACAAUGUGUGUUCCCAGACAUUCCAGGCACAGUUUUGUGUUCCUGCAUGAGGCAAUCAGUGGGUAUAAGGACAAGCUGAAAACUGAUUUAACAGCUCUAGAGCGCAGAGUGAAACAUUUAAAAGAUUUGCAAAUCAAAAAGGAGAAGGAAAUUGCAGACAUACAGGAAGAUGUGUUUUGUUUGGAACAAUACAUUUCACAAGAAUUUGCAAAACUGCACCAGUUUCUGCAAGAGAAGGAGCAAAAACUCAUCCAGCAGCUUAAGAAUGAAUCCUCAGACAUUCUACAAGAAAUCGAAGAUGAUCUUGAAGGCACUGAAUGUGAUGUUUUAUCCUCCCAUGUGGUAGAGUCCACUGCUAACUCUGAUCUCAAGAAUAAAGAGGCAGAAGUUCUAAAAGACAAAGUCACACGUGUACCCAUUCAAGCUGAUAUUACACCCACUAACAAGAUGUUGUCUGAUAAUCAUUUGGAGAUCAGAGAACAUAAAGCUGUUGGUUUGCUUACGGUACCAGAAACCCUUGAGGAUGUUGCUGUUACUUUUACUGAAGAGGAAUGGAAGAUGUUAAGGAAACAAGAUAAGGAGCUUCACAGAGAAGUGAUGGUACAGAAUUAUGAAGCCUUGGUUUCAGUAGGUACCAGAAAUACAGAAUGCAGUGUGAGCUACAGUCAUCAGCCAUCACACAGAACACCCCAGUUACUUUACCCAGAUAACUUGCAGCAGUGUGAUCAGCCUGUGAAAUGCAGUAAGAAGGCUGAUCUCACGCCUGUACCACUGCUUCAGUCAGUACACAACAGCAAGCCCCUCAUCUCUGGAGAUGGAACACCCAUGUUGCCUCAGCCUACAGAGAGCCUACAGCAGUAUGUACAGCCUGAGAAGGGCAGUAAGAAGUCUUAUCUCACUCGUAUGCCAGAGGCUCUCUCAGGAUGUGACUACAGCAAGAGCCCUGACUGUGAUGCAGGUCAGAGAGAGCACAAAGAGAAGAAACUAUAUAAAUGUACAGAAUGCAGUAAGGGCUUCACAAGGCUGUGGAGUCUUCAACGGCACUAUACCAUUCACACAAGUGUGAAGCCAUAUAAAUGUGCUGAAUGCAGUAAGAGCUUCAAACAUCUCAAUAGCCUUCACUACCAUUAUGUUAUUCACACAGGUGUGAAGCCGUAUCAGUGUGCUGUAUGCAGUAAAUGCUUUAUAAAUAAGUCAAAUCUAAAAUCCCAUCAGAGCUGUCACACGGGAGAGAAACCAUACAAAUGUGCUGAAUGUAGUAAGAGUUUCACACGCCUCAGUGAUCUGCGACGCCAUGGAAGAAGUCAUACAGGAGAGCGCCCAUAUAACUGUCGUGAAUGCAGUAAAUGUUUCUCACGUCUCUCUCACCUUCAGGUGCAUCAAACCAUUCACACAGGAGACAGACCAUAUAAAUGUGUUGAAUGCAGUUCAUCUAAAAAGACAUCAGAGCUGUCACACAGGGAGCAGCACAUGGUGCAGUAA